Larimichthys crocea (large yellow croaker) is the source of this 3758-nucleotide messenger RNA. RefSeq names its product ST6 (alpha-N-acetyl-neuraminyl-2,3-beta-galactosyl-1,3)-N-acetylgalactosaminide alpha-2,6-sialyltransferase (gene st6galnac). NCBI's taxonomy places the organism in Eukaryota, Metazoa, Chordata, Actinopteri, Sciaenidae. Bases 615 to 2042 code for a protein of 475 amino acids. Gene Ontology annotation, molecular function: sialyltransferase activity. The record is from RefSeq and is a predicted model, not a curated record. The transcript is spliced from 10 exons.
GUGUGUGUGUGUGUGUCAUGUCUGUCAUCACUCUUUUGUGAUUUAGGGUCUCCAAACAUUGUGAGCAUAGCAGAGAUCCUCAGAGCUGCCUGCUCAUGUCUAACUUUAUUGCAGCCUGGAGUGUCUCUCUCUCUGUCUGUCUCUCUCUGUCUGUCUCUCUCUGUCUGUCUCUCUCUCCCCCACUCAUGCUCUGGAGUUGAGGGGGUUGACCAAUUGCCAGCAGCUGUUGCUCAUUUCACAAUGGUCCCGCCCAUACAGUGCCGAGGCUGGCAGUACAGCCGCUCCACACUAGAUGAGCAGCAGAGCCCUUAACUCAGAGGAACAUGUCUGAGUUACGAGAGUCAUGAAGGAGACGCAGAGAGCAGCACGGCACCCUGAAGACUUUCUGCUGAUGUGCUGAGAGAAGCCCAGAGUGGAGCCCAGAUCCUGUUGUGGGCUAAUUAAAUCCCCCUCUUCCUCCUACUCCUCCCCCCCUGGUUGACCAGAAGAAGACAAAAGUGUCCCCCGCGGAGAAUCAGCAUCCUCAGCCUCUGCCUCCUCAUGUUCCUUCAGGUGGAGCAGAGGGCAGGGCGAGCACACACACAGCCUGCCGCUCACACACACCUUGACGGGGAAUGGCGCUCCAGAAGAGGCUGGUCCUCGGCGUAGUGACCGUCAGCCCGUUUCUGUGUGUCUACAUCCUGUGUGUGGUCCUGGAGAGGCCCGUGUCCUGGACCAUCGAGCCCCUGAAACAUUUCCACGGCUUCAUACGGGGAGUGAGCAGCAGCUCCAGAAACUCCACAGAGCCUCUUGACAGCAAGAGUAACAGUGACCGCUGGACCCCUCCACCCUCUGCCUCCACCUUUCACCCAGAGCCCGCGGUUCUGCAUGAAGGCGCACAUGUCGCACAGAUUCUAGCUUCACAGGCUCUAACAUCCACAGCUGCUGACGAACCAGCAAAGAACCAUGUCCCGGGUGUGUCAGAGUCCGGAUCCAGGUCUAAAAUCAGGACCAGCACCAAAGGCCCCACGCAGAAGCCUCAGCGGCCCACACAGGCAGCCAGACCAACAGAGCCUCCCUUCAUUGGAGACACUUACAUGAGUGAAGACGUCCCACCACAAACAGACUGUGUGGACGGCGUCCGAGUUCAGGUCAGUAAAAGUGAAUUUGGUGAGAAGUUUCUGAAAAACAUUCCAGUCCUGCAGUGGGCCCAACACGUCAGCCAUGAGCAGCACCGCCGUCUGAGCCAGUACCGAGGAGCCCACGGCUGGGCAGAGAUCGACUACCAGACACUGCUGGAAACUCUUUCUGUCCUCAACUCUUCUGCGAACCGGCAGCUGUUGGACGACUGGAAGGAUCGCGGCAGUGACUCGGAGUGUAUCCGCUGUGCUGUGGUGGGCAACGGUGGGAUACUGAAGGAUUCAAAGAAAGGGAAGGAGAUCGACAGUCAUCACUAUGUUUUCAGGACCAAUGGGGCCAUCAUUAGGGGCUUUGAGCAGGAUGUGGGCUCUCGGACCACCCACUAUACGUUCUCCACCAACACACUCAUGAACUCCGUGAGGAGCUACAGAGGCGACGGGUAUACAGGACCCCCUGUGUCUAAGGAGACGCGAUACGUUUUCCUGCCAGAUCACGACCGCGAUUACCUGCUGAUGAAGGCUGCAGCGACACACACUCUAGUGGAGAGAGGCGCCGAGAAAGGCAAAGAUCCAUCUAAGUACUUUGGAGCGGAUGUGUCAAGUGAAAAGUUGAAGAUGUACCACCCUGAUUUCAUCCGUUACCUCAGAAACAGAUUCCUUCGUUCUAACGCUCUGAAAACCAAAUAUAGGGACAUCUAUCGUCCCUCGACAGGAGCUGUCAUGCUGCUGGCUGCACUGCACACUUGUGAUAAGGUGAGCGCCUACGGCUUCAUGACCCCAGACUACCAGAAGUACUCUGACCACUACUACGACAGCAGCUUCCACCCGGUGGGCUUCUUCAUCAACCACGACCUGCGUAUGGAAAUGGCUCUGUGGCAGCAGCUGCACCAGGCGGGUCUGAUACAGCUCUACAUGCACGAGUGACGUCUUCCAUCCUCGUCAUCCUCGUCUGCACACGGGUUACCAGCAUGGUGAUGGGGGGGGGGGGGGGGGUUACGAACAUGCCUGGUCUCGAAGUGACUGGGCUCUCUGAACUGAGCAGAACAAAAAGUUUUCUUGAAGUGAAGAAAACAGAGAUUCUGUUUUUAAAUGGACGUGACGGUUCAGGAUGGAGAUUUAUUUAUAAAAAAAACAUUUUUUAUUCUUCUUAAAAACCCAGAAAGCGUGUUUUUGGUGAUUUGCAAGACAAAAUACGUCCAGACAUUAAACUAAAAAUUCUGGUUGCUCAUGGGUCGCCUUAACUUAGGUAGAAAUCUUUAAGGUCUCCAGAGGAUGAAAAAUCACUUCAGUGAUGACCAAAUAUCAGAAACAAAACAUGAGCUAGGUUUGCUGAUUCCACCUGUUGAACACACACAGCGGUGUGCUAUUUAAAUUAUGUGGCUACAAGGAUGGCAAUCAGUCUUACUGCGUGCACCCUCCCACGAGAUGUUCCACUUCUCCACAUUCUGCUGACAUGGUGUGAAAGCAGCGUGGUGCCUGAACACAGCCGAGGGAAGGCGUGGUCCGUCUGUCUGAUCUGUCUGCAGCUUGAGCCGCUUCCAUAAUCGUCUUUUUGGUUUUCCUCUUUUGUCUUAAUCCCUCAUAUUUAGGGUUCAAAUAACAGCUACAAAGUAACAUUCACCAUGUCUGGUCAGGUUCUGUGAGUGCAAAGAAUCAAAAAUGAACUGACUGAAGUUUAGCCUGGUUUACUUGUUUUGACCAGCGAAUCAUCAAAAUCCUGUUUUCUGGGAUGACUUCAGAGCGUAUCGGACAAUCAGUGUCUGGCUGAGUUGAAGUGCAGUUUCUUGUUAGUGUGGUACAGUGUGUUGACAAGGGACAAGACUGCAAUUGACUUGGCCACUUGCUUAAAAUAUCCUGCCUCCCCGCCCUAAAUAGACGGUCAGAGCACUGCUGGCAGUGGCCAAGUCUAUUCUGACAUUUACUCAGACUAAGUUUUGUCUCAGCGUCUGUCUGUCUGUAUUUUACUGUGGAAGGUACCAAAAACCAUGUAAUGACAAAUAUUUGAACCUGAAGUGAAUUUAGUUUAAGGGACUUAACUUAUUUCUUACUUUGUUCUAAUUUUUUAAAUGUACUUUUCUGUUUCUUGUUUUAUUUACAAGGUGCCACACUGUGAUAAUACGAACACUGCGUGGGCUCGACUGGACUUUCAGUGCCUUUUUAAAAAAAAUGUGAAUCAGUAGUUUGGAUCAGGUGAUUCAGGAUGUUUUUACAGGAACACUAAUGAAGAAGUCAGAGGCUUUUUCACUCUGUUUUGGAUUUCAGGACGUUCGCUGUCGUGGAAUCCGCUUAUUCAGCCGCCACACUGGCACUCCUCUGAGCUGUGACCAUGAAGGGUCGGAGUUCGUUCAGAUUUACUGUUGCCGCUCGUCUUAAACUGGACUGAGACGUCACAUCACAUGACAAGAAUGUCCUGAUGUAACCGGACAAGAUCAGUUUUUCUGUAUUUAUCAGUGACAACAUGCUGUAUCACGGAGUCAGAGGGAAGAGAAACCAAAGCUGCAAAUCAGGGAAUAUGUACAUUUAAAAUUUUCAAUACGUAUUCAGGCAGUGAUUCAGAAUUACUGGACAUCUUUGCAAAAUGGAAAUCUGACUGAUGAUUUUGACCUUUUUAAAAAUAUGUAUUAAAAAAACUAUCUUGUG